Clunio marinus is the source of this 3516-nucleotide messenger RNA. NCBI's taxonomy places the organism in Eukaryota, Metazoa, Arthropoda, Insecta, Diptera, Chironomidae. The record is from the annotation of a GenBank genome assembly.
CUUUUGCUUCAAAACAUCGAAACCAAUAACAACGACAUCAAAUGGAAGCGAACCCCUCCGUUAGCGCGAUCAAAAACUUUGCCGGAUUUAUUCUGUCAAGAUCAAGAUGGAACGGCUAUUCCUUUCAAUAAAGAUUCGCCUACGCCAUGUCGCAUUUUGCAAAAGGCACCGAAAAUUGCGCUGACGAUAGAUGACAUUCCUCAAGCAGAAUUUCAAAGGCGGAAGUCAUCCGGAAGCUCUGUUCACUCAAAUCAAUCUACUUGUGAGCCCCAUAUUUAUGAGUUCCAGGAAUACGAUAGAAACGCAGAUUCAUCUCUUGUAAUCAGAAUUCCAUCCUAUACGAACAUCGCAUCAGUUAAUUGUGAAAUUCCACAAAAACUGCAGAACUCCACAAACAGUACAUUUUAUCGCUUCACACGUCUCUUGAACAACAAUAAGCCUGUAGUAAAUACAAGAGAUGAAAGAAGAACAUCAUGGGAAAAAAGAACAUCAGAAAAGCUUCCUCACUCAUCAAGCAUUGAUUCACUCGUUGAUAUUGUAUGGAACAACGAAAGCGACACGAAUCUGUUAACUUUGCCAAAACAUCUCAUGGUACAAGAGCCGACAAGUCGUCGAGAGAGCUUACUAAGUCCAAGAAGGUCAAAACAAUCGCCAGUUGGUAAUGCGAGAUGCAGACGAGUCAAUUCUCUCUUUUCGAACGUGGAGCACAACUUGCUAGACAAAGUCCGAUCAAUACUGGAAAAUACUGACGUUGAUGUUAAUAGCGUAAAUAGCGAUGGGCUUUCAGCUCUCGAUAUUGCUGUACUUAUGAACAAUAAAUUAAUGGCUAAAUUGCUUUUGCAACACGGUGCUCUUCCGGGUCCGCAAUCAACCGACAAUUUAGAAAAUUACUUAAAUUCAUUAAUGUAUGAUGCUGAACAAAAACUUCACCAUUUAGCUGGCAUAAGUGAAAGUGCUGCUGCUCAAGCUUUAAACUCUCGAGCUUCUUUCUCAAGCAUCAUCGGAUCGACAAGUCAAAGUUGUACGGGAACAGAAAGUGAACGACAAAUGGGCGUAUGGGAAAGGCGAAUAAGAGGCUUACGUCGUUUGCUUUCAGGAUGGCAAGUCAUUGAAAUCCCAGGCCCUCCGUUAAGCUUUACGAUAGAUGUUAUCGGAACUAAUUCCGUUAUGUUGAAAAUCAUAGAACCCAUGAAUACUUGCAUUUGUACAAAGUUCAAAGUUCAAUGGUCGUCACGUGAGGAUUUUUCAAUUUUUAUCGGCGAGAGAAUCAUUACAGAGUGGAAUACAUUUCAAGGCAGCAUGGGCUCACAUUUCCAUAUAAACGAAUUAAUACAAGGACGUCAGUACUUUUUUCGAGCGUGUAGUGGAAAUGUUAAAGGUUUUGGUGCUUUUAAAGUUUCCAAUCCUAUAAGUAUAAUACCAUCAAGUUGGAGAGACAUAGAAUUACAGAGUAAAGAGCAAAGGUUCAUGGGUAGGCAAAAAAUACUUGACGAGCUUUUUACUGCGACACGGAUGCUGAGACCGGAAGAUGCCUGUUUACUACCAGACUCGUCUUCCCAUCGUCGUAAUCCGAAAAAGAAAACCACAAUCAAACAACUUUUUUCGGCAGCAUCAAAGUUUCAAAGAAGCCUACGGCGAGGCAUUUAUUUGGCUUGCAUUCUUUUUUGCGACGACAAAAUUUUUGUUACCAACGAAGACUUCUUACCCGUGAUAGAAAUUGAUGAGACUUAUCCAAGCAACCUUAACAACGAUUACUAUUGGCUCAUGAAGGAUGAAAAAUCAAUUUCCUACUUUUCAUUGGCACAGAUUUCAUGUACUUGGGAUGAUGUUAAAUUAUUAAGAACGGAUAUGGAGAAAAAAACGACAUCAGCUAUGCACUUCCGCACCAAAUUAUUAACAGCAAUUUAUCAGAUGCAAUCUGCUCUUGGCAUCACAGACCUUGGACAAUUUUUUCAUAAACCACUUAAAGAUUCACAUGGGACUGUUGUUUUAAGUUGUAUUUUAAAUGUGAAGAAUCCCAAAAUCUUCAUGUUAAACUCACGGUGGGUUCCAUUAAAUAAACUUCAGAAAAAAGUUUCAGUGUUGUUGGAAGACAGCAGUAUUAAUGAGAUUCUCUUAAGUGGCAUUCCGGAGCAAAUAAAUUAUUAUCAGACUUCGACGCAGCAGUUGUCUCGUGGCUUGUAUCUGGGAUAUCUCAAGAUGCACAGUUCUUUUGAUACAAUACAAGUUGUUGUUCCAACAAAGACGCCCAAUAAUCUUCCCCACGUUAAAGUGAGAGAUAAUCCACAUGUUUCCGCUGAGGAAUGGAAUGUUAUCAAAUCCAAAGACUCCAAAGACUCGAGUCGUAUUAAGACGCCACUCUGCUUGAGUCAUCUUGGCUCAAAACCAACCAAUGCUCAACAAAUCUUUCUCGAGAGCUUAAAGCUUUCGAUAAUCCGAUUGAUUAACUAUUUAAACAUUUCAACGGAAGAAGUUUUGCUUCAUCGACUCUACGAUGUUGAAGUCAUCGAGCUUAAUCAUGACGUAAGCUUUCUUAUUAUUUGCCCUUCAGCAGAAAAUGCCAUUCCAUGUGCUGUGCCAGGACAAACAGAUUUAAUUUUAAAACGUUCAGAUCUUAUGUGUUUGCCAUUAAUUGUUCAUGAGAUGAUUCACUUGAGAACUUAUCAACCAAACAUCAUUCAAAAGUACGCGCGACUGUCUUGUGUUAUAGAAUUAGACAUGAUGGUUGCCAAUCACAAGCACCGAGAAGCAUUUUCAAGCAACGAAGUUGAGAUAACAAAAGAGAAACUUGGAAAGCUUCAAGACCUGAUGAAUAAAUUAAAUUUGGUUUGGAAAAGUGUACGUUGGCUUAUGGAUGUUGUUACGUAUGCAAGAUCGAAAGAGAAAUCCCCAGAGCUUGAUAUGAAACGUAUCCUGGAGUUCAACAUGAAUUUGACGUCAAUUCCCACAUCCGCUUCCAGUCAUUUGCUAGAACUUCCGACCAAGGAUGCGCGUAUUAAAUCACCAACACGAGGCUCAUGGCCAGGCCCCGUACAAAGCAAUCAUCUUCGAAUUGAUUCCAAUUCUUUUCUUUCUGCUGAACAUUCAAAGUCAGAACAACAGCUCCCUAAUGAACAGAGUUUUAUUGAAUCUGGGCGUCUGUCAGUAGCUUCGUGUCUCAAUAGUUCAAGGAAGAAUAGUGGUGAUUCUAAUUAUUAUUCUUCUGGAGAAAUUGAACAACCACGAACAACAAUACCGCCGUCAAAAUCAGAAGAAACUUUAUUUUUUAUUAAGAAAAAAGGACCAACAAACCUUCAUCAUCGUAAACGCACCAAUAUUCCCACAACUCAUCAACAGAACCAUAACAUUUCAAGUCGUAACUCAUAUUCGAUCAAAACUGAUUCGCUCAACGUUGACGUACAAAAUGAAAGUUAUGAUAAAAAUAUUGCAACACCAAAAGUUUUAGUGUCACCAUCGAGCUCAAUUUUUUCGACAACUCUUUACAAAAGAAAUUCCAAAAAGCAUUUACUGGAGUAA